This is a messenger RNA of Aspergillus glaucus CBS 516.65, 1893 nucleotides long. Its product is annotated as putative C6 transcription factor. Gene Ontology annotation, molecular function: transcription cis-regulatory region binding; DNA-binding transcription factor activity, RNA polymerase II-specific; zinc ion binding. NCBI's taxonomy places the organism in Eukaryota, Fungi, Ascomycota, Eurotiomycetes, Eurotiales, Aspergillaceae. The coding region runs from base 1 to 1842 and encodes 613 amino acids. Gene Ontology annotation, biological process: regulation of DNA-templated transcription. The transcript has 14 exons. The record is from RefSeq and is a predicted model, not a curated record. Gene Ontology annotation, cellular component: nucleus.
AUGUCAUCAGAUGAAUCUGCAUGUAUCAUAUCAGCUCCGUAUCCAACAGGCACGAAGCGAAUCCCGAAAGCAUGCAGUUCAUGUAGGCUGUCAAAGGUAAAAUGUGAUGGAAAGAAGCCGUGUACAAGAUGCGACAAAUUAAAGAAGAGAUGCGUAUUCUUUGAAGCCCCUAAAGAUCCUGUCACAGCGAGGCUGGAGACGGUCGAAUCUGAAGUGCAGCAUCUCCGGGAGCAAUUUGAUGAGAUGCAUCAGCUUCUUCUUCGGCGCGACUCGCAACCUACCCCUACUUCGUUGACUAUUGUUGACCGAGAGCAGCAGAGUACAUCCACUUUCCAAGAUGUUUCAGACCCUCUGCUUCAGGCACCCGGACAGCCAGAGAUCGUCCAUGGAACGAAGAGGAAACGCUCUGAGGCUGAGAUACAGAUUUUGAAUGAACCGAUUUUGGAUUUCGUUUCGAAGGGGUUGAUUACUGUUGAGCGUGCCAUGUCGUGUUUCCGAACGUUCUUUAAUGGAUGUGAUCGGUAUAUCCCAGUCUUCAACCCGGAAUAUGAUACCUUUGUUUCAGUGCGCUCUCGAAGCACCAUUCUAUUCAACGCCAUCUGCACAAUAGGUUAUCGCGUUGAGACGAAACCCCAAUCACAAAUAUCAGACGUAUUACACGCAGAACUCAAGAAGUCAAGCAACCUCAUCAUCCAAAAUAAAGACCUAAACUGUCUCGAAUCCGUCCAGGGAAUACUCAUCGCCGCUUGCUACUCCGCCGAACGCUCUUUGCUCCUCUCAUUCGCAACCAGAAUGGCCCUGGAUUUGAAUUUGGACGGGGCUUUUGAGAAGCUUAUACAGCGUCUGGCGAUGAGGGAAACGGAUGCGUGUCACGAUCUCGAAGAAGAGCGUUCUCUGAUGCGGGAGUCUAGGACUUGGUUUGGACUUCUGGUUUUGGAGCAUAUAUUUCGCGUUGAUGGAGGGAAGCCACCUGGAAUUCGAUUCGGAGGAAGCGCGCGUCGAUGUAGGGUUCUGCUCGGUCGUCCUUCAUCAACUGUUUUGGAUUUACGUCUUUUUGCUCAGGUUGAGUUGAAUAUUCUGAGAGCAAACAUCAACGAUACUUUGGGCUCAAGAACUCUCGACAGGUUGGAUAUCACGAGCUUUGUACACGAGACCAAGAUAGACCUUGAUCUCUGGUUUGAUGACUGGCUACGCAUCAUCGAGAACUCUCCCGCCGCAACCGAAGAAAAGCCCUUCCUUCUAGCCGCCCUACGCGUACAGAAAUGCUGGGCCGAACUAACCCUCCAUUGCAAAGCCCUACAAUCCAUGGGCGUUGAAAAUGUCGCCGCAAUAUCCCCCACAGAACAAUCCAUCCUCUUAACAGCCAAAGCCGCCGCCAAAAAGCAUCUCGCACUCAUAACCACCGAGCCAGACCACUACCUUGCCCAACUGCGCUACGCGAUGGACUUUGUCUGGGCGAAGUGCGCAUUCUGCUUUCUCCUUCUGCUCAAGUUAUCACGGCUCCUUCCCGAACGGGAAGAAGAGCAUAGAGAAUUGCUGAGGCAGGGUGAAACGCUACUUGAGGAAUUGACAAAGGCUGGUUCGGGGAGUACUAUCUACCUGCAGAUUUUGAAGAUGAGUAUCGAGAAGUAUGGACGAACGUUGCAGGACAAUGGCCAGAUGGAUACGGAGACAGGUACUGAGGCCACAGGUCCAUUCUGGGAACUGUUCGAUGCGCAGACAGAUUUGCAGUCGUUUGUGCCGGAGCAAUUUGUGUCUGAGUGGGAGUUUCCGGGGCUGAAUUUGUUUUAUUUCCCGAUUGCGUGGCAGGAUUUCUUUGGGGAUUUUUCGUUGGCGAUUUAAUCCGAUUCUUUUUUUUUUUUUUUUUUUUUUUUUUUUUUUUUUUUUUUUUUU